AACCCAUCCUUCCUCCUGGUUCCCGGUCUCUCUGCAACUGGCUGCCGCGCACUUUCUAUCCCCGGCCUGCAUUCAUAAGCUGCCGGGAAGAACGCGCCAACAGGCAGGCCGCCGGAUUUGUCCAUAUCAGUAGGUCUAAAGUAACUUAUCUGAAUGGAAGCGGAUGGUUUCAUGUCCCGGCGAACGUCGGUGGAAGCAGCGGGCGUCGAUAGCCGGGUCACUGGCCCUGCAGCCAGGGCAGAGAUUCGAUGGUCUGGCGGCAGACUGCUGGGAACAUCGGGAGGAUUUCAUGUCUCAUCCAGAAUGGCGGGGGAACAGGACUUUGUCUCGGUGUCACAUCGGUCUACUCCGGAGACCUUGACUUCUGUCGAGACAGAAGUAGACUAUGAAGGACUGCCUCAAGGAGUAUCCACUAGCACACACAUGUUGGCAGGUGCCGUUGCUGGAAUCAUGGAGCACUGCGUUAUGUAUCCCGUCGACUGUGUCAAGACUCGCAUGCAGAGCUUGCACCCAGAGCCGGGCGCACGCUACAGGAACGUGAUGGAUGCCCUGCGGCAGAUUGUACAGACCGAGGGCGUGUGGAGGCCGAUCAGAGGCGUGAAUGUACUGGCAGUGGGGGCGGGGCCUGCCCAUGCUCUCUACUUCGCGUGCUAUGAGAAGAUAAAGUUCUCGCUCAGUGACGCUGUUCAUCCUGGCACCAACAGCCACUUUGCCAAUGGAGUGGCGGGCUGCAUGGCCACAGUGCUGCACGAUGCCACCAUGAACCCAGCUGAAGUUGUGAAGCAGCGAAUGCAGAUGUUUAACUCACCUUAUCGUGGCGUGGUGGACUGUGUGAGUUCUCUGCUGAGACACGAGGGCCCAGCUGCUUUCUACCGCAGCUACACCACCCAGCUCACGAUGAACGUGCCCUUCCAGGUGCUCCACUUCAUGACCUAUGAGUACCUGCAGGAGCUUCUCAACCCCCACAGGCAGUACAACCCUUCCUCCCACGUUGUUUCCGGUGCUCUUGCUGGAGCCCUGGCUGCUGCUGCCACUACCCCCCUCGAUGUCUGCAAGACCCUUCUUAACACGCAGGAGACUCGGGCUAUUCACGUGAUCCAGGCAGAGACGGGCGCUGGAGCGGUUGCGUCGGCCUCCGGCAGCCGCCAAAUCUCUGGCCUGGGCGAGGCUUUUCGGACGGUGUACAGGAUGGGAGGCUUUCCAGCCUUUUUUAAAGGCGUCCAAGCCCGGGUCAUCUACCAGAUGCCCUCUACUGCCAUCAGCUGGUCUGUCUACGAGUUCUUCAAAUACAUCCUCACCAAACGGCAGCAUGAGAGAAGGCUGCAUGGAGAUCGGGAUGGAGACAAAUAAACGCCUGGAAACACGACUGGGUAUUAGCAUUUCAGAGGUUUAUUGCACCGUAGCAAUCACUGUUAUGGGUGGUGAUUUCUGAACAUCUGAAGGUUAAAAAAUUCUUUCUGAUUCUUUGAGCAGAAAGUCAGUUAUCAUCUUGUUUACUGAUAUCAAUUAUGAUAUCUGUUCUAAUUCAAAGUGGGUGACUACAUUUACAACCAACAAAAGAAGCCUCUCAUUAUAGAGGGUUGGCAGAAUGUCCAUCUGUAAGAAGAUUGCCCUGAAAUAACAGGUUCUGGUUCCAACUUUCUUUUAUUUUUUUUAUUUUUAAACUUUUACUAGUGUUUGACCCAACAAACUCUCAGCAUGGGCAUCCAGAAAGGAAAUCAUUUGUUGUGGCUGAGCAGUGUUUCCCACAGAUGUUGUUUCUAGUUGUGGCAGAGAGCGUUUACUGCUAAAGAGUCCCAAGUACCCUUUGUUUAACAAAUUAUUAACACCUCUACAGAUAUAUUUUUUUUUUUUGCCCACUAACUCAUGACACUAGGGCUGGGCGAUAUGACCCAAAAUUCAUAUCUCGAUAU
This is a messenger RNA of Neolamprologus brichardi, 1913 nucleotides long. Its product is annotated as mitoferrin-2-like. Gene Ontology annotation, cellular component: mitochondrial membrane. Gene Ontology annotation, biological process: iron import into the mitochondrion. NCBI's taxonomy places the organism in Eukaryota, Metazoa, Chordata, Actinopteri, Cichliformes, Cichlidae. Gene Ontology annotation, molecular function: ferrous iron transmembrane transporter activity. The record is from RefSeq and is a predicted model, not a curated record.